AUGCUGAAACUGUCACUCAUCGUAUCAUUGAUGUGCUCGACUUCUUUUCUGACGGCGAACCAAGAGUCGCGACCUCCAAACGUACUUCUUAUAAUCGCCGAUGAUUUACGUGCGUCUUUGGGUUGUUAUGGUCACCGAUUUAUUCAGACACCAUACCUAGACUCGCUGGCAGUCCGUUCGGUUCGUUUUACGACUUCUGCGUCUCAGAUAGCUGUUUGCGCACCAAGCCGGACUUCAUUUCUGACGAGUCGCAGGCCAGACACAUUGCGUUUGUAUUCAAACAAAGGCGCAUUCUACUGGAGAACCAAAGUAGGCAACUUCACGACGAUUCCACAACUUUUCAAGGAGGCGGGAUAUUUCACUGCUUCAGCUGGGAAAGUUUUUCAUCCAGGAGAGUCAUCAGGCGAAACUUAUGACUAUCCUUACAGCUGGUCAGUUCCGCAUUAUGAGCCACCAACAGAAAAACACAAGGACGACAAGGUCUGUAGGCACGCUGAUGGUUCCCUUCACCGCGAUAUCGUCUGCCCCGUGGACGUACCAUCCCAGCCAGGAGGGUCCCUCCCAGACAUACAGACCACACAGUAUGCCAUCAACCUCUUGCGACAGCUAGCGAACCAGCCACACGAUGCAUCCAAGCCUUUCUUCCUAGCCAUAGGCUUCCAUAAGCCACACAUCCCUUUGAAAUUCCCUAGACAGUACCUAGAGCUCUACCCACUGGAUUCAAUUCCAUCGGUUCCAGACCCGCACUUACCGCUAGACCUGCCAUCUGUUGCUUACGAGCCAUGGAGUGAUAUACGUGAGAGGGAGGACAUAUCUUGGCUAAAUCUCUCGUUCCCCUACGAACCGAUUCCUGGGUAUUACGCCUUGAAGAUUCGUCAAAGUUAUUAUGCUGCGGUCAGCUAUAUGGAUGGUCUAGUCGGGCAAGUGCUGGCGGCGCUUGAUGUGAAUGGUUUCAAGGAAAACACUGUGAUUGUAUUUCUAGGUGACCACGGCUGGGCACUCGGAGAGCACAACGAGUGGGCAAAAUACAGCAACUUUCGCGUCACCACUAACGUGCCUCUGAUUGUACACGCGCCUGGUGUUACCAUGACAACAAGUGACGCAGGAAUGGUAUCCAAUGGGCUGGUAGAGCUAGUGGAUCUCAUGCCGACGCUGGCGGAAGUCUGCGGGCUCAGUGUGCCAGAUCGAUGCCCGGAUGACUCGUCUAAAGUGACCGUUUGCACGGAGGGACUCAGCUUCUAUCCUCUCCUGAAGAACCCCUCAAGGCCAUGGAAAAAGGCAGUAUUCAGCCAAUACCCCAGGCCCUCACAAAUCCCUGGUGACAACAGCUGCCAGCCUUUACCCAAAGACAUCAGCAUCAUGGGGUACUCCCUGCAAACAGCACAAGGCCGCUACUCAGAGUGGGUGCGGUUUGAUCCUGUCUUGAGCCGUGCCAACUUGUCCGAGGUGUUGGCGCGUGAAUUUUAUCUGAGCCCACGAGAAGACAUCAAUGUAGCAGCGAUACCGUUGUACGCUCGGCUAGUGCAAGAGCUUUCUGUUUUGCUAAGAAAAGGGUGGAGGGGCGCUUUGCCGUAAAAGUGAGAUUAUGAUAGAGACGAUGAUGGUGGCGUAAAUGCUGACGCUGAUGACUAUGUACUGUUGAACGUGCGAUUUUAGAAACUAUGCUUGAAUUUCAUUGCAAGGCCUCAGCUAAACCAAUUACUGUAAUUGUGAAACCUAAGAGCUAUAAUAAAACAAGCUGGCUUGGGGGGGAUGUAA
Nematostella vectensis (starlet sea anemone) is the source of this 1758-nucleotide messenger RNA. RefSeq names its product iduronate 2-sulfatase. The transcript has 6 exons. NCBI's taxonomy places the organism in Eukaryota, Metazoa, Cnidaria, Anthozoa, Actiniaria, Edwardsiidae. The coding region runs from base 1 to 1575 and encodes 524 amino acids. Gene Ontology annotation, molecular function: iduronate-2-sulfatase activity. The record is from RefSeq and is a predicted model, not a curated record.